This is a messenger RNA of Melozone crissalis (California towhee), 3884 nucleotides long. It is a transcript of the gene ERCC6L2, whose product is annotated as ERCC excision repair 6 like 2. The transcript is spliced from 18 exons. Bases 73 to 3510 code for a protein of 1145 amino acids. The record is from RefSeq and is a predicted model, not a curated record. Lineage: Eukaryota; Metazoa; Chordata; Aves; Passeriformes; Passerellidae. Gene Ontology annotation, molecular function: ATP binding; ATP-dependent chromatin remodeler activity.
GCGCCCGUGCCCCUCCGCCCCCGCUGCCUCCGCCCGCGGCCCCCGUCGGGCUUUGCACGGCCAAAAGUUAAAAUGUGUGGUGAUGGUGUCCCAGAUCAUUGGCGUAUUGGGGAGAAAUGCCUUGCCCCUUGUUUUGAAAAUGGAAAACUUCAUGAAGGAACAAUAACUUCUCUUGAAAAGGACAAGAAUGGAAAAUCAUUUGCUGUUGUAUCAUUCUUGGAGUCUGAAGAAAGGAAAAUACUAAUAACAAAACUUUGUAAAGUCAAAGACAGUAGAGGAUCCUGGAAAAGCUUAAUAUUUGAUGAAGGUGAUCUGGAAAAGCCAUAUUUUCCUGACCAAAAUCUUCCAUCUCCUGGAGUUGCUUUUAAAUUAUCUGACAAUGGCGAUUUUAUCCCGUAUACAAUUAACAGAUACCUGCGUGAUUAUCAAAGGGAAGGAGCCCAGUUUCUGUAUAGACACUAUGCUAAUAAAAGAGGGUGUAUUCUUGGAGAUGAUAUGGGCCUUGGAAAGACAAUACAGGUCAUUUCAUUUUUGGCUGCAGUAUUGCACAAAAAGGGAACACGUGAGGAUAUUGAAAAUAAUAUGCCGGAGUUUUUGCUGCGGACAAUGAAAAAGGGCUCAGAUUGUAACCCCAAGAAGACUUUCCUCAUAGUGGCCCCUCUUUCAGUGCUGUACAACUGGAAGGAUGAGUUAGACACAUGGGGCUACUUUAAAGUCUCUGUCUUACAUGGCAGUAAAAAAGAUGAUGACCUGAGUCGCAUCAAGCAAGGGAAAUUUGAAGUUGCUCUUACAACAUAUGAGAUGCUUCGCCUAUAUUUGGAUGAAUUUAACAGUAUAGAGUGGUCUGCUGUGAUAGUGGAUGAAGCACACAGAAUCAAGAAUCCAAAGGCUCAAAUAACUCAAACCAUGAAGUCAUUAAAAUGCCAUGUUCGCAUAGGUCUUACUGGAACCAUUCUUCAAAACAAUAUGAAGGAACUUUGGUGUGUUAUGGACUGGGCUGUACCAGGACUUUUAGGUAGCAGAGUGCAUUUCAAGAAGAAAUUUUCUGAUCCAGUGGAGCAUGGCCAGAGGCACACUGCAACUAAAAGAGAGCUAGCAACAGGUCGUAAGGCCAUGGUGAAGCUAGCAAGAACAAUGUCUGGCUGGUUUCUGAGACGUACCAAAGCGCUUAUCAGUGAUCAGUUGCCGAAAAAGGAAGACAGAAUGGUGUUUUGUUCCCUCACUGAAUUCCAGAGGGCUGUGUACCAAGCUGUGCUAGAGACAGAUGAUGUAACCUUGGUGUUAAGAGCGGGAGAGCCCUGUAGCUGCAACAGUGGCCGUAAGAGGAAGAACUGUUGUUACAAAGUAAAUGCACAUGGUGAAACGAUUAAGUCAUUACGCUUCAGUUACCUAAUGAUCCUACAGAAGGUUGCAAACCAUGCUGCACUGCUGCAGACAGACAACACUAGCAAACUGCAGGAAGCGCAUAUCAAACGAGUUUGCAGCCAGGUAUUUUCCAGUUUUCCAGAUUUUGUGCAGUUAAGCAAAGAUGCAGCCUUUGAAACUAUUUCAGAUCCAAAAUAUAGUGGAAAAAUGAAGGUCCUUCAGCAGCUUUUAAAUCACUUCCGAAAAAAUAAGGAUAAAGUUCUUCUUUUCUCCUUUUCCACAAAGUUGCUUGAUGUGCUAGAACAGUACUGCAUGGCAUCUGGGCUAGAUUACCGAAGACUUGAUGGAAAUACAAAAUCAGAAGAUAGGAUCAAAAUAGUGAGAGAGUUCAACAGCCUUCAGGAAAUUAACUUAUGUCUUGUAUCUACAAUGGCUGGUGGACUGGGUCUUAAUUUUGUUGGUGCCAAUGUUGUUAUACUGUUUGAUCCUACAUGGAAUCCAGCAAAUGAUCUUCAAGCAAUUGACAGAGCUUAUAGAAUUGGCCAACACAGAGCUGUUAAAGUGUUUAGAUUGAUAUCCUUGGGAACUGUGGAAGAGAUGAUGUACUUGCGACAAGUUUAUAAGCAGCAACUUCACUGUGCAGUGAUUGGAACUGAAAAUGCCAGGCGGUAUUUUGAGGCAGUGCAAGGAUCAAAGGAACAUCAAGGAGAGCUUUUUGGGAUUCAUAACCUUUUCAAACUUAGGACUCAUGGGUCCUGUCUUACCAAAGACAUACUGGAGAGGGAAGGACGGGUAGAAGCAGGAGUCAUGACAGCAACUACAUGGCUGAAGGAAGAGAAUCAUUCGUGCAGCUCAGAAAAGUAUGAACAACCAGACUGUCAAGAAGAUGGAGAUCCCCAAAACAUUCAGGCGCACUUAAAAAGAGAAGAAACUGAUUUUUGGGAUGAUUUGAGUGAUGAUGAUAUUCUGGAGAGUUCUGUGAAAAAAUCUGACAGAAGGAAGCCAUGCAAUGAAAAUGUAACAAAAGGACAGCUUUCCUUAAUGCAGUGUGGAUUCUCUAAGUUGUUGCAGAGAGAAAUUGAGACUACUAGAGAAGGGGAUCACAAUUAUGACUCUAAUCAUUCAAGUUCUGAUGCUCACACUAUAAGAAAAAAUGUAAAUAGCAAGCAUGAUGGUUUUCAGAAAUGUCAAACCAGUGUGCCUGUUUUGGAGCAUGGGAAAGGUGUUCUGUCUCCAAAUGGAAGUGAUAAAGAAAGUAUGCAUAGUACAGAGUGGCUUGGUUUAUCAGGCUCUGAGGAGGAAGGCAACAUAAAAAAUGAGAAUCAAAGCAUUUUAAAGCAAUGUGACAUAGUCAUGGAAACUGAAAGUAGUUCUGAAGCAGAUGAUGAUGUCAUCUUUCCUACCCAAGUUCAAGUGUGCCAGCAACCAGUGCUUACUAAAGAAAUUGAAAUACAUAGGUCAACAUCUGAAAAUUGUGAAGAGUUAGCAAAAGAGAAAGCUGGGUUUGUAUUUAAGGGAAACAGUAGACAAUUUGGAUUCCACAGUAAUGAGUCAAACUUCGCCAUGUCUUUUGAAGAUGUCAAGAAUGACAUAGAUUUGAAAGGAACGAGUGAUGUAAGCGAUGAGUCUGAUGAUAUUGAACUUCCCCAUAAUUCUGAAUCAAGUUUUCCCAAGUGGAAGAAAUCUCUACCACAAGCAAAGAAGCCCUGUAGAAAAGGAAGGGAAAGUGAUUCCCAGAAUAUAGAUGAAUUCUCAUCCUCUGAAGAUAAUUUUCCAGUUGAGAAAAUUCAUGCCAGGAAGAAAAGCUAUAGGAGUAAACAGAGUAGUAGAAUUCAGUUUGGGUCUAAAAUGCUGUGUCCUAUUCAAGACAUGUCUGUUGCACAAAUGAAGUCAGGCAAUUAUGCUGUGCAUAGCACUUACGCAAGUAAAACUGUAUUUGAGCAUCAAGAAGAAAGAAUGGAAUCAAUGGACAAAUAUUUAGAUGGCGUUCAAGAAGUGGCAUAUAUUCAUUCAAAUCAGAAUGUGGUUGGAUCCAGCAAGGCUGAAAAUCACUUGAGCCGAUGGGCGGUGCACGAUGUGUUUGAGUUGAAGCAGUUUUCCCAGCUGCCUGCUAAUGUAGCUGUCUGUAGUGCCAAGGUUCCAUAACAAUCCUGGAUUCAAGACUGCAGAGCCUUUUACAUUUCUUUCCCCAGAGCUGACAGGGAGUGUAGUCACAUUGUCUAUAUAAGGUUUUUAAAUUAAUUUUGCCAACUGACUAGUUUAGCUACAAUGUUCACAUUUAUACUACUGAGUGCUUGUUUGGUCUGUAUUUCUGUAAGUAGUGUAUGACUCUGAAAGACACAGUUUGGUAGCAGCAACCAGAAUAUAAAGUAUGCCAUCAAGAAACAUAAACAAGACAUCAUGAUACCUCUCUCACAACUUAGCAGCUGUGAAAGGUGAGAUAAAAUCCAGAAGUAAUAAAUGUAACAGUGUAAACUAUGCAUUAAUUGUACAAUCAAGAGAAUAAACCAUCAUUUGAU